UCGGGGAAGAGUCACUGGCAUCUUCUGAUCUCAGAAAUAAAACUGAUUGUCUUGUUUUGGAACCUAACCUUGCCAGCACUUGGGAGGCAGAGGCAGGCGGAUCUCUGUGAGUUCGAGGCCAGCCUGGUCUAGAAGAGCUAGUUCCAGGACAGGAACCAAAAAGCUACGGAGAAACCCUGUCUCGAAAAAAAAAAAUUCCCCCCCUGAACCCUCAAGGGACAUGCUGACAUCAUAAUGUAAAUGACAGGGCCUAAAAGCUCCUUGUUAGGCUGGAGGUGGCCCAGAGGUGGGGAAUGAAGGCUGCUCUUGCAGAGACUCAAGUUCAGUACCCGGCACCCAUGUUGUGUGGUCCUCAAACACCUGUCCCUGCAGAUUCCCUCUCGGCCCCUCUCCAUAGCACCUGCACUCAUACGUGCAUACGCAUACACACACAAUUUAAAAUAGUAAGAAAAGCAAAUCUUGUUUGCACUGCCUUGACUCUAGGGAAGAUGGAGUGAUGGGUGGUAUAAUGACUGAUCUGGGCAAUGAGACCGUCAAUCCUCUCUUAAGGCCACUGCUCAGAGUGAUGUGUGUCGGGGCAACAGCAACUAGGAAAUAAUAUGGAGACCUGCAAACCUAGAAAACCAAGCACCUCCAAGUCCCUGAGGGAUCCCACUUGAUCUAUCCCAGCUCUCUUAGAUUCCACUUGGGGCUAUGUUCUAACUUGCAGUUUGCAAUUUAUGGCUAUAGACCCAGUCCAAACUUGACAGUGACCAGUGACUGGCUCCAAAGAAAAUGUGAGUCAGAACAAGUCAUUUGGGAAGACCUUUGAAAGUCUGCCUCAUCACGCCUCCCUUAAUGACAAGUCUGCCUAGCUGAACCCUAGGAGAUUCACAGAUGGAUUCUUCCCUGAGCUUUAGAUAUCAGAGCUCUCAGAGCCACGGGCAGACACAGGGAAGGGCUCAGCUGGUACCUGAGCGUGCCCACAGCCUGGCUUUCCCUGGCAGGGCCUAUUGUGAUGUCAUUGAAUCUCACUAUAAAGGCAGAAGCUGUAGCUGAGAGGGGGCAUAGGCUUGAGGAAUGGCGUUACUGUGGGGCCUGGCUGCCCCACUGCCAGCGUAUCUCAGCGUUGUGUUACUUGGUUUUUUAGUUGUUGUUGCAUGGAUACUGUUUUCUAGGCAUCAGAACAAGGGCCAGGUGGCAGCCAAGACAAAGAUUUCGAAGAAACAUGAAAAAUUCCAGAAACAUCAACUUACAGUUUCACAGCUGAAAAAAGCUGGAAUGAUGAAUAUCAUUGAAGCUGAUCUAACAUGUAUUUCAGGAGACUCUACUGGCUGGAGCCAGGAAUAUAUAUCCAGAUCCAUAGACAGGAGUUUUCAAAAGAUCUUCCAUCAUUUGGAAAAUGCAAGGUCAACACUUAUGAAAACCUUAAAAGAGCCCCAAGAUUGGUCUUCCUCCGGCUCUGACAUUGUGGGUACGACGGGAAACCGUUCUUCUGACUCCAGCAUGUCUUCUGUAUCAUAUAGUGACAGCUCGAACCCAUCCCUUCCAGUUUUUCCUGGAAGAGCAACGCGGCAAUUCCGGAGCCAUAGCUUCCCUGCUCUCUCCCGAAAGGAACCGCCUGCUCCCAGGAGCCGGGGCUCAUCCCUGCCUACUUUACAGAAGACAGAUCUUAAGAAAUCUCUUUUAAAUGAGAGCCUAGACCCCCUAGUAUGGGCUCCACUCCAGCUCUCUCCUAUAGUCAGAGGAGAACUGGAAAGACACAUAUCACAUAAGGUUUCGACUUUGCGGGCACAAGUGGUGCAUCUGCCUGUGAAGAAAUCCUGGGAAAUACGUAACGAAUUGAUGAAUGUACAAGGAGUCCCUGAACAAGGGCUCCCCAAAACUCAGUUACCUACACUCCUCCCUCAGAGGGCUGAGCAAAAUACCAACAGUUCUCCAGAUGCUCCAUCGUUUCAUGUCCAUGUAAACAUUGGGGUGAAUUCUGAAUUAAGCAGGACGGAAGUGUCACAGACGCUGACCUCAAACAAGCAGUUACAGUCUGCGAAUGACCACCAGGUUCUUAGCUACAACCCUGUAGUUAUAUCAAUGGGCACUCCAGCUCCCAUUAACAUAGUUCGGGAAGAAAACGCUUUAAUAAAAAAGGAUCCAAGGCAUGUGUUAGAGCUGAAUAGAGAUCAGAGGGUCCUCGGUCUUCCAGAACAAAGGAUACAGCCACAAAGGGCACAAGUAACUGACGUGGAACUGACAGCCCAGGUACCACGCUCAGCCACGGACAGCGUAAAGGUCACUCCAGUGGCACUGCUUCAGGUUAUGGGCUUGAUGGGAAUGAUCCCAGAAUCACAUGCGCAGGUGAUAGACUGCGUGGGGUUUCCCCCGCAGCCACCAAAUCAAGCAGAAACAGUGAAUCUAACUCCUCAGUCAUCAGAUCAAGUAAUUAAACCAAAAACAGUAAAAAUUCAACAGUAUUCAGCUACGGAAUCAAAGAGUAUGGCCUCAAGACAGAGUCCAGUCACAGAUAAUAUGAAGGUAACUCCUGCGGAAUUGCUUCGCAUCAUGGAUUCUAUGGGGAUGAUUAAUGAAUUAUACCCACAUGUCAUAAAACCAGCAGAAAUAGCCCCAAAGCCACAAUACCAAGUCAUGGAAUCUGCAAAGGUGGAUAUACUGCAUGGCCACCAAGAAAUACCACCAGAAGAUAAGAGUCUAGGGCUACAGCAAUCAGUUCUGGGAACUGUGGAAGUGAUCCCCCAGCCUCAGCAUAAAGUCAUGGGAACACCGAACAUGACCUUGGGCCCACAGAAUCAAGCCACAGAACACAUUGGGAUUGCUCCCGGUCCAAUACAUGAAAAUAUAUUGGAAAUUAGCUCAAGUGCACUUCCUAAAGCCAUUGAUUAUACAAAAGCAACCCCAGUGGCACAACAAACCAUGGAUUUCAUGCAGAAAAUUCCACCAGGAGAGCCACACAUUACAGAACCUAGGGCUUUGAUCCAAACUGAAAAUUUGACCACACUGCCAGCCCAGCCAGACGUUCUGACUUCUACUGUCCCAAGAGGAGCAGCAGAAUCUCGAGGCAUACCUCCACAGCUACCGUCUACAGUCCUAGCGUCAUCAGGAGUGAUUCUGCUACCAUCAGGUCAAUCCCUGCAUGCUCUAAAGGUGACCCCGAUAGUACAGGCGCCACCUGGGGUGGGAAUGAUCCCACCACUCCAAGUUGUAGAGCCUCCUGGUUUGAUUCCACAGCCAGUGGCUCAAGUCAAAGAACCUCUGGACUUGCCUUCUGGGUUCCAGGUUCAAGCUGGAGACUCUGUGGGGAUGACUCCACAACAUCAAGGCGCAGAGGGUGUGUCAUCGACUCCAGGACUGUCUCAGCAGGUCAUGGACCCUUCAAAGUUUACCCCACGGCACCAAGACUUAGACUAUUCUGAAGUGAGCCCAAGGCAAAGUCACAAAAUCCCAGAAAGGGGUGGGACCUCUGACACCCAGCCCCAAAUGAAGAAUUCUGUAGAGAUGACAGAGGUACAUAAUCAAAUAGUGGAACCUGUGAGAACAAUCACAGCACCACUAGAUCAAGGUACAAUACCCAUAGGAAGGAGCCAAAAACAUCACGUUACAGAAGUGGUGCCAGUUACACCACUACUUAAGGAAAUGAAACAUUUGGGGGAAAACUCAAUCCCACAGCCUAAGGUUAUGGAUUCAACGAAUUUAUCCCCAGAAUUACAGAACGUAAAAUCUGAGCACCUAAUCCCAGAUCCAAGAUUGCGAAAUAUGAAAUCUGUGGACAUAGCCAUGGCUUUAGUCCCAGAAAAAGUAAAAUAUGGACCACCGACCUCAAGAGCGGUAUCUACAGAUUUGACCCUAGAAUUGCAUCAGCUGAUUAUGCAGUUUGAGAAAUUAACCCACAGGCCACAAUUGCAAAGUGAGGAAUCUGUGCCAUCAGCCCCUGAAUCUCAACUUCAAGAUGUGAAAUCUGGCCAAGUGAUAGUUGAAGCACAACUCCAAAACAUACAGUCUGCUGGGCUGGCCCCAGGUCCACAGGUGCAAAGUGAUAAAUCAGUACAUUUGACCCCUGGUUCACAGACUCAAGGCAUGCAAAGGGUUGUUCAUUCAGCCCUAUCGCAGGAGUUACAAGGAGAUACAAAAAUGGUGGAGUUGGCUCCAAGACCAUCACUUGAAGAUAAGAAAUCUGUGAACUUAACCCGAAAACCAUAUUCACAAAGCACCAGCUUUGAGAAGACAGCCCAUGUACCAUUGCUCGAAGAUAGAAAGACUCUGUUGGUAGAAGGUAGGAGUUUAAUUCCCGAGGCACUGGUGGAAAGUGUGAAUCUUAGUGAAUUGGUCCCAAGCACACACCUUUGUGCGGUAAAAUCCUUAGAAGUGAACCCCGACCCAAGUUAUCAUUUCCUGGAACCUGCAGAAUUGGCCCUACGGCAUCAAGCCCCAGAAGAAAGAGUGGGCUCUGACAUUUGUCAUCAGGUGGAAGAAUCUGUUGAGCUGACACAAUCAUCAUUAGGAAUGAGGCUGACGCCACUGCGCCAAACCUCAGACUCUAUGGAGAUGUACUCACCACCACUCCAAGAAACUCUUGAAACUAGGAACCAGGUUGUAAAAGAGAUGGAAGAGACUCCAGAAUCACAAAACGCAAUUAAAGAUGCUCUGGAUUUGCUACCAGAAUCAGAAGUGCAGAAUAUGAACUCAGUGGUGAUGGCCCCAGAACCACAUCCCUACUCAGAUGGGAAGUUUCUGCAUGGGACUCUAGAAUCGUGUUCAGAAAUAACUCUAAGACCAGAAUACAAAGACAGAGAGACUAUCAGAUUAACAUUACCUAAAGUUGAUGAUACUCAGGGGGCCAUGAUAGAACCAUAUUCAGAAAUGGAAUCUCUGGAGUUGGGUCUAGAACCAGGAGUGCAAGGUGAGAAAUCGGAGUCCUUGGCUCAACAUUUGCAAUCUGGGGAAGUAAUUGGUAAACCACCUGUACUAGCUGUAGAGACUAUCACACUAACUACAGGACCCAAACCACACAUUAAACAUGUGAUCCCAGGGCCCCAGCUCAAAGUCAAACUUAGGCAAAUGGAUACAGAAUCACAGUUGCAAAAUGAAGACUCUAUAAAUGUAACACGACAGUCGUCUCUAGGAGAGGUAGGUCCUGAAAAGACAAAGCCAGAGUCAGGGCCACAAAGUCCAUCCCCGAAGGAACUGAUUGAGGAGACACAGCCCCCGAAAGUGAAAUCUGUGCAUUUCAAUCUAGGACCACAGCAGCUAAGUAUCAAAUCUGGGUUGAUUCCAGGGCCACAACUGCAAAGUGUCAGAUUUCCAAAGUUCUACCAAGGGGGAAAACGAGGAAAUGUCAUCUCAGGCCCCCCACGUUAUGGUGUGAAAUCUGAUGAGGCACCAUCACGUUCCCCAGUACCAGAAAUCAGAUCAUCAGAUUGUAUCCCGGGGCCAAAUCUUCCAGAAGCAAAACUGCAACAUGUGAAGCCUGUGGAAGUAAAUGUAGGACCAUGCUCGCAAGCUGUGAAAUUCUCUGAUCUGACCCCUGAGCCCAAGCACCAAGGUUUCAGAUGUACACAGGUCAUACCAGGUAUUCACUUUCAAGAUAGGAAGUCUCAGGGACUUUUGCCAGAACCCUUUUUGCCAUUAAGCCAAGAGCCACAGGUUGAAGAUAGGAAACUUGUUCUACCUAUGGAAGUAUCAGAGUUUCAUAGCAGGAAACACACAAUACCAGCCUCUGAACUACAAUAUCCAAGCAUGAUAUCUGAGGAGGUAAACCCGGAACUGCGGCAACAAGAUACCAAAGUGUCUGAGUUCGCUUCUAGGCUAAGACCUCAAGGGGUAAAAUUUGGGGAGCAAACUGCAGGACCGUUGUUUCACGGUAUGCAUUUUAUGACUCCAGAGUUGGGGAUACAUAAUCCAAAGCUAGCGAAGAUGACCCCAGAGCUCAACGAUACAAAGCAGGUGAGUUUUAACUCGUGGCCGUGCCUGCAAAAUGUCAAUUUUUUUGAUGGAACAUCAGGAACUCAAUCUCAAGGUGUGACGACUUCAGAGUUACACUCGGGGCCACAGUUGGAGUGUGUAAAAAUGUUUGAGUUUACCACACAGCCAAAGAGGCAAGGGAUGAAGCCAGAGUUAAUAAUACAGGAGACGCUGUUUGAAGACAGGGCAUAUGUCACAAGGAAUCAAGCACCAAGCUUUGAAGAUGAGAUGUCUUAUAAACUACCUUCUGGGCCACAGAUACCAAUGGCAGAAUCAGUGAGGUUGACUCCUGGGAUACAGCUAGCAAGUGUAGACCAUUCUGAGUUGGUUGGAAGACCAGAGGCACAAGGUAUAGAAUCUUCUGAAUCGAUCCCUGGGCAGCAUUUGGGACAUAUAAAAUGUGUGGAGAAGGUCACAGCAUCAAAGCAGGAAGAGUUAACACCAGGGCCACAUUUGGGAGAUGUGAAAUCUAUGGAGUUAAGGUCAAAGUCAGAGAGGGAAAAUGUCAAAGCUAUACUGUUAACCCCAGGGAAACAAGCAGGAGAUAAAGAACCUGAGGAGCUGCCCCUGGGCCCCAACUUGAAAGGUUUAAAAUCUGAGUUACUACCUUCAAGACCACAGUUAGAGGAUAGGAGAUCUGCGGUCUUAACUCUAGGACAAUGUCCAGAGAGGAUAAAAUCUACAGUGGUCUCCCCAUGUAGCUCCCAGUCAGAUGGUACAAAAACUGUGAAGUUGAUUCCAGGUUCAACAAUUCAAGAUUUGAAGACUGUGGGGCUGGCCCGUGAUACACAUGUGCAAGAUCUAAAUGCCAUGGGUUUGAAACUUGAACCAAAGCAAGAAGAGAGUCCUGUGACUUUUGUACCAGGGAAAGAGUUUCAAGAUGAGUUUAUGGAGGUGUUGCAAGUGCCUCAACUACAAGGUCUAAAACCCAAGGAACUGACUGCACAGUCACAAAUGCGGGGUAGGAAACAUGUGAUUAUCUCAUGUUUGAAGCCACAAAGUCUAAAACCUGUGAAUAUAGCCAAAACACAAGGAAUCCCAGGAGUAAAACUUGUGAAUUUAGUCUCAACACAACCGUGUCGAGGGAUGGCGCCUACGGAUUUAACUCUCAAGCCUGGACAGGAUGACCAGAUAACUGUAAGAUCACCCGAGUGGAAAGGUGGGGUUUUAGACCAGCUGAGCAAGCAUUUUGAGUCAGAAAAUGUGUUAUCCAUGAAGUCAGGUCAAGAAGCCAAACCUGCAGAUAAAAAACGCAAAGAGAUCAAAUUUAAAGUACAAUUUAAAGAUACACCAUCAUUUGAAUCGACUCCUAAACCAGUUGUUCACAGUGUAAAACCUGAAGAGGCCCAAGAUGAACCCCAGGUGCCAAGUAUGAAACCAUGCCAGGUGACUCCAGGGCCACAGGAGCACCAGGUGAAAGUCUCAGAGCCAAUGUUAGAGCCACCAUUUCAAGAUGUGAAAACCAUGGUGCUCACAGAGCCACACACUGGAAGUACAAAAUCCGUCCGAUGGAUACCAAUAUCUGAGUUUCAAAGUGAGAAAUGGGUAGGGUCAGACUUGAGGUUGCAAUCUCAAAGUGCCAAACCUACAGAAUUGAAGCCGUCUACAGAAUGGAGGGGUGUGAGGCCCUCUGAAUUGACUGUCAGGUCUAAAAUAGUUCAAGAAGAAAAAUCUGUAGGGUUGCAUCUUGAGCCACAGUCACAGCAAGUAAAAACCUCUCCGUUAGCACUAGGGCUUCAGAAAACAAAAACUUUGAACUUAACAUCAGAGCCACAACCUCAAGGAAUCAAAACUGUGGAUCAAAACAAAGAUCCACCAGUUGGAAGGGUAAGAUCCAUUGAGUGGAUACCAGGACCUGAGUUCCACAGCAUGAAGUGUUUAGGGUUAAAUUAUGGGUCACAAUCUCAAGGUGUCAAAUCUACAGAACAGAAAAUGUCUAUACAGUUGGGAGGUGUGAAGCCAUCAGAGACGACUGUAAGGCCAAAACUUCAAGAAGAAAAAUCUGUGGGUUUUAACCUUGAAUCACAAGUAAACUAUACGAAGACACCUGAGUUGUCCCCAGAACCAGAGAUACAGAAAGGAGAAAACGUCACAUCCAAUUCAGAACCACAGCCUCAGGGGAUCAAAACUGUGGAUCAAAACCAAGAUCCAUCAGUUGUAAGUGUUAGAUCCGUUCAGUGGAUACCAGGACCUGAGUUCCACAGCGUGAAGUGUUUAGGGUUAAAUCGUGGGUCACAAUCUCAAGGUGUCAAAUCUACAGAACAGAAACCAUCCAUACAGCUGGGAGGUGUGAAGCGACCUGAAACAACUGUAAGGCCAAAACUUCAAGGGAAUAAAUCUGCAGAUUUUAACCUUGAGCCAAAAGUACAGCACAUAAAAACCCCUGGGGCAUCCCCAAAACCAGAGUUACAAGAAGGGGAAAACUCAGAGCCACAGUCUGAGUGUGUAAAAAGUGUGGCCUUACACGACGGAUCAGAGCCACAGUCUGAUUGUGUAAAAAGUGUGGCAUUACAUCACAGAUCAGAGCCACAGGCUGAGUGUGUAAAAAGUGUGGCAUUUCACAACGGAUCAGAGCCACAGGCUGAGUGUGUAAAAAGUGUGGCAUUACACCACGGAUCAGAGCCACAGGCUGAGUGUGUAAAAAGUGUGGCAUUUCACGACGGAUCAGAGCCAAAGGUUAAGUGUGUAAAAAGUGUGGCAUUACACCACAGAUCAGAGCCACAGGCUGAGAGUGUAAAAAGUGUGGCAUUACACCACAGAUCAGAGCCACAGGCUGAGCGUGUAAAAAGUGUGGCAUUACACCACAGAUCAGAGCCAAAGGCUAAGUGUGUAAAAAGUGUGGCAUUACACCAUGGAUUACAGCUUGAAAAUACAAAAUCUGUUCAGUGGAUCCCAGCAUCUGGCUAUCAAGCUAAGAAAUCUAUGCUGAAUCUUAGGUUACAAUCUGAAGAUGUCACAGCUAAAGAGUUAAACCCUUUGGCACAACUAAAGAAUGUGAAGACUUCUAAUGAGUUGAUUACAGGGCUGAAGUUACAAAGUAAACAACUUACAGGGUCAACGCCGGAACAACAGUCUCGUGGGUUCAAAACUAUUGAUUUUAAAUCGGAGCGCCAGUUUAGAAGUAUGAAAGGAUGUGACCCAAACGUAAGGUCAAAGAUUAACAAUAUAAAAUUCACAUUUGAACCCAGGUUUCCCUUAGAAGUCACAGGCUCUCCUGGAUUGAACCCUGGAAUGCAGCCACAAGAAGUGACCUUAGGGUCACCCCCAGGAACACAACCUCAAUCUGUGACAUCUUUAGUGUUUAAACAAGAGUCACAGGCCUCAGAAGCGAACUAUGGGGUAUUAAGCCAAAGGGCACAACCACAAAGCAGUAUGGAGUUAAAAAGUGCAAAAUCUUCUGAGUUAGCACUUCAGACAAAGCCUUGGGAUAUAAAAUCUGAGAUCAACUCUGGGCCCCAGUGGCAAAGUGCAGAAUGUUCUGACUUGACACCUGAAACAGAGUCCCAAAAUAUGAAAUGUGUCACGUCAAGUCAAGGUAAGCCAUUUGCCAAUCAAAGUGUCCAGCUAGACUGUAAACAUGGGUCACAGUGGCAAGGUAUAAAAUCCAAUCCAGGUCUGAGGACAAAGUCCCAAGAAAUGGAAAUAGAAGACUGUGAAUCAGGCCCACAGUUACAAGAUCUGAAAUCUUCAAGGACAAUCAUGGGUAUAAAGGUCCAAGAUGUCAUAUCUAUGGGCUUUACUCCUGGACCACAAUUACAAGGUAUGCCAUCUGAAGUCCUUACAGAGAAGAGGGUUCAUGGUGUGAAACUGGUAGAAAGCAAACCUAGUUCAAAGUUACAAGGUAAGAAACCUGAUUUCACCCCAAGGAAGAUGUUUUUAGGCACAAAAUCAGUAGAGCUGGACUCAGUGUCCCCUUUACAAGAUUUGAAAUAUGCUGAGCAGAUCUUGGGUAUGAAACUUCAAGAUGUGAACUCUAUGGAACAUCACGUUACAAGUAUAAAAUCUCCCGAGCUGGUAACACAGAUAAAAUCCCAAGGCAUAAAAGCAAUGGACUUUAAUUCAGGAUCACAGCCACAAAAUAAAAAGCCAUCUGAGUUGGCUCAUGGGAAAAAGCUCCAAAGUAUGGAAUCUUUGAUAGUGGAGUCAAAGUCCCCAAAUGGGGAAUCUGUGGAGUUAAACUUGUGUGUGAAUUCUUCCGUAUGCACCCCAGGACCAAGUCUUCCGUGUGUGAAUUCUUCUGUAUGCACCCCAGGACCAAGUCCUCCGUGUGUGAAUUCUUCCGUAUGCACCCCAGGACCAAGUCCUCCGUGUGUGAAUUCCACUGAGUGCAAUUCUAAAGCACAUUUUCAAAAUGUGAAUUCUUCUGCAUGCAUUCCAAGCCAAAACCCUCAGUGUGAACAUUCUAAUAGGAAUAAUCUUGGGCCACUUCUUCAAGGAAUGCAUUCUGGUACAACAUUUCCAGCAGCACAAAUGAUGUGUGUAAAUUCUGUUUGGUGCAGUGUCCAAACACAUUUGCAAAAUGUGAAUUCUUCUGCAUGUCCUCGAAGACAAGAAUCACAGUCUGCAAAUUCUAUGGGCUACAACCCUGGGCCACAUUUAGAAGCUCCUAAACAUCAAGGUAUGAAGUUUCCUGAGUUGAACCCAGGGACAGGAAUUCAAAGAGAGAUGCCUAUAACGGUUAACCCAGGACAGCACUUGCAAGAUUUAAGGCUUGAAUUAACUCCAGGGUCAAAUAUUGCAGGUAUAGCACCUGCAGAAUACAACCCUGGGCCACAGGAACAAUGUAUGAAUUUUUCUGAAUUGAAUCCAGGAUUAGAAUUACAACGCAUAAAUUUAGCGAAGCUUGGUUCAGGGCCACAGUUGCAAAACAUAGAGUCCUUUGCAUGGACCCCUGGAUCAGAAUCUCAGUAUACAAGACCUGUUCUAUUGAGCCCCGGACCCCCUUUUCAAGGUGUGAAGCCAUCUAACUUAUCGGUAGGGGCAAAGUUUCAAGAGAUCCCAUUUUUGAAGAAGCAAUUUGGGUCACGGCAGCAAACUGCACAACCCAUGUUGACUCCGAAGCCUCAGUCAACUGGUGUGGACUCUGUGGAAGUUUUACCAACACCACUGCCUGAAGAUAAAAUGUUUCCAGAGAUGAGCAAACAACCAUUGCUGUUCCUGCCACGAAGUGGAAACUCUGUGGGCUUAUCACCAAGUCCAUUCCUUCAAAAUGUGACAUUUGGGAACCAAAUUCCCCAAACAAAUGAUCAAAUCACAGAACCCUCUAAGGUGACAGGCAGACCAGCACACCACCUGGUGGACUAUGCAGAGAUGAACACGAAGAUCAGGUACCAAGCCCCUAAAUUGGUAAAUUAUAUUCCGCUGCCCGUUUAUCAAGAAGAUGCGGGAUCUUCAGAAAUGAUGAAAGGGUUGGGACACAAAAGCACAGAAACAACAGAGAAAUCUAUGAGGUUGACCUCCAAGCCAACGGAUACAGUCACAGAAUCAUUGGGGAUGCCGCAGCAGCCAGAGCUUCAAGUGCCAGGAUUUGCUGAUCUGACUCCAACACUAAGUGAUCAAAAAGGUUCAGAUGCCUCAGAACUGACCCCACAGAAAAACUACCAGAGCCUAGAAACCCUGGAGUUGCUUUCUUGUUCGUGGCCUCAAGUGAAAGAUUUCGUGCAGUCACAGACCCAACCAGCCACAGGAUCUAAGAGAAUGACCCUCGACCUCAAGAAUCAUGCCACAGAAAUGACGGGGCUAACUUGUAAGAUAAGACAAGGGAAAGAAUUUCUUAGAGUGUCUUCAACGCCAGUAAACAGAGAGAAUGAAUGUGUUGAAAAAUCUCCACGGCCAUAUCCUCAAGACUUAGAACCUGUGAUGGGGAGCUCCGAGAAAAGAUCCCCAAGGGAACAAUCUGUAGCCUCGUCACCAAGGCCAUUCUAUCAUGUUCCAGAUUCUGCUCCGGGGAUAACACCAGGACCUCAGAUUCCCGAAUCUGUAGGUUUGAUCUCUAAGCCAUGGCUGCAAAGGGAAGAAUUCCUAGAGUUGGCCGCCAAGCCAACCAAUCAAGUUGUGGGAAAUACAGCCUCUGUAGAGCUCCCGUUUGAGGAAUGUCAGACAGAAGAGGUAGGAAGUGGUCUACCAACGCCCCAGAAGACAAGCAUUGAAAAAGUGAACGCCACUCCAAUAGAAUCACUGGAUCAGAUUAUAAACUUUGUAACGGUCAGCCCAAAGCCACUCAAUCAAAUGACAGAACCUGCAAAGACACAGCUUCAAGUUCCUCAAGUCUCUAAAUCUCUGACAGUGAUUCCUGGACCACCACUUCAAGUUAUAGAGUCAGUGAUGAUACCGGAGCCGACCUCUCAAGGGUCAAAAUAUGUUGAUUUGACUCCCAAACUGCAUGAUAUGAUAGUUUCAGAGUUUGCUCCAAGACUUUGGCUACAAAAUGUUCAAACUAAGAAAUUAAUUGCAGAGCCAACACAUCAGAUUUUAGAAAUGAUAGAAUUACCAGGCUUUCAAGUGAUAAAGACAAUAUUGCAUCCCAAGCCCCUGCUUCUGAUUGCGAGAUCCGAAGAGCUGGCACCGGGACCAAGUCCUCAGGCUGUAGAACCAAUAGGAGUUGCCACAAGAUCAAGAACUCAAGUAAAGGAUCCUUUGAAUUUGCUCCCAAGACCACAUCUUCAAGACAAGAUAAAACCUAUAGAACGAACUCUAAGGGCAAAUAUUCAAGAAAAUUUUCCAGAAUUAAUCUUACAGCAAACAUCUCCACUUGAGGAACCUCCAGUAUUAACUCACAAGCAAAGGCUUCAGGCUGGAAAAUCUGUAGGACUCAAAAGAGACUCUCCUAAAGUACUGGAAAUGGAUCUGAAUCAAGGACGGGCGUUUCAGAACAGAGAUUCAGAAAUGAUAACAUCAGAAAAGUUACAAGCAGAGAAUUACUUCUCUAGGUUCCUAAGCAGCCCUCCGAUCCCAUUCAUUUCAAGCUCUGUCAAAACAAGCGAAUUAGGGCCCCUUCAGGGUUCUGGAAUGCCGGAAGUGUCAAGAGCCCGGACUAUGAAGAACUUUAAUGUUGGCAUUUUGCAGUCUCCAGAGUCCUAUACAGACACUAUUAGGAUACGGUCACCAGCUCUUCCCUUGGUCCUUCCUUCUGAUAAAACAGGGAACUCUGUGGGAUCCCUAUAUCCUGAGAUCUGGGAUAUGGAUUUCAUAACUAAGGAAUCAACCGAAAAGAAGCAAAUGGAAGAAUUUGGGAAUACACUGCAGAGCUAUUCUCCGUAUCCACUGAGAUUACUACCCUCGGAGUUUCAGGCAGGAUUAGGAGCUCGAAGAAACUCUAUUCGUUCUUUCCUGGGCAGACAACUGAACAUCUGGGAAAGCCAUGUCUGUAGGCAGCGACUACCCAGGAAGUACCUCUCCAAUAUGCUGAUGCUGGGGAAUGUUCUGGGAACCACUAUGGAAAGAAAGCUUUGUUCUCAACCGUUUUUAACAGAAGGAGCCACUAUGGGUAUCUGCCAAUCAAUUCAGAAUUUAUUUGGGGUUCCAGCUGAAUUGAUGGAAUUUUCCCAGAGCCUACUAGAGAGGGGCCCAAGGACAAUUUCACAGACGUCAGUGGUCAAAAACUAUAUUCAGAGACAUAUCUUAGGCCAUGGUCACGAGAAAAGAAUACCCUUAAAGAUGUGGACACGUGGAUCCACAUCCUCCAUAAUACAGCAGUACUCUGGGACUAGAUUGGGACUAAAGAAAACGAACUCAAAACUCAGUGAUAUAUUCCAGGAAGCCACUCAGCACGUGCCUGUCUCAUGUACAGGGGCCCAGUUUUUUGCCUUAGGGAAGCCAGAGUCUCCUUUCGGGAUACUUUACAGUAGGGAAGAUCCUGUUUCCAGGGAGCCGAGUAAUAUCUCCCAGAGCGAUUCACAAACAGGAACUUCCGAGACUCACCACUCCUUCGAGGCAAGUUAUUUUUCCCAGACCAAUACCGAGCUCUCAGAAGAGCUUAAAGAUCUAAAGCUAGAGAUAGCAGCAAAACUCUUACGGAGUCAGAUACCCUACAACGUCCGUCCACCCUCAGAGUCGGGUCUUGUCCUGAAAUACCCCAUCUGCUUGCAGUGCGGCCUAUUUUCAGAAUGUGGAUGUGGUCAUAAGUCCCAGUCUGCUUACAUUCUCGUCUACCCACAGACCCACCUUAUAAAAACCCCUGAAGGCCGUGGUGAGAUCCAGACGCAUCUUGGUUUUAGGUUGCACAUUAGAAAAAGACCUCAAGUCUCAAAGGAUUGUGGGAGAAACAGAGCAGACACAUCGAAGAACCCUUCCUCAUCAUCACACAGAAAAGCUAAAAUCUAUACUCCAGUUUCCAAGAGUCCAACUUCUACAAGAGAUUUCCAGUCCGGAUCUUCCCAGUCUCCGGCUUCUGUACCAGUUCACAGGAGGCAAAAGCAAUGGGGCAGCCAUGGUGUGGCAAGGAAGACAAAAGCCAAAGACUCUGGGCAUUAUGAAUUCUGUGAGGUUCUCUCCGCGUCAGAGAGUGACUCUGAAAGUAACCAGCAUGAAAAAUGGGCUAAGUCAAGACUCAGUAAGACCUCAGACUUAAAAUAUCCAAUGAAGAAAAUCACCAAGGAACUUAAAAAGCAAAACAUAAAGCUCUACAAAAACAGUAGACCCACAGAAGAAUGUCCUUCUGGAACACUGACAGAUCCAUCAAGAAGCAAGAGUAUCAAAACCACUCAAACCAGCACUGUUUCUUCAAAGAGACAACCGAAGAAAUCCUCUCAGCCCAGGUUCAUCCAGCGGCUUUCUCAGGGCCUAAAGCAGGCAUUCCAAAGAGCACAUAGAGCUAUGGCUAUCACCAGACAGAAGCCUGAGGACAGGGCUAGUCCAGACAAUUUGUGGUCAAGCAAAAACUUGUACCCCGAAGAAAAAGACGAGGAUGAUUGUUUAACAGAUGGCAGAGGGGCCAGCACUCCUGUUAUCAAGCAAAAGUUCAUGGGUUCCACCCCUAAGAAAGAAGACAGAUCACAGGAAACAUGUGACCAAGCUCAACAAUCAAAACAAGUGAGCUCUCUCCAACCCAGACCUUUGGAAUUGGCGAAGAACAUUGUUUCUGAGAGGAAUGUCAUUAUCCUAGCUACUCCAAUCCUACAGCCUUUGAGUAGAGUUCUAAAUGUCAACAGCAGAACAAAGAAAAACUAUGAAUUCUUCAGUCCAGAGUCUAAGAACUGUUCUAAAGUAGGAGCCAAAUUUCAGGUCCAAGAGACACUCGUGCCUGACUCCCUUCUGAAGAGAACCAUGCAGAGUCACUUCAAACACGAGCAAGAACAACACAGGACCUAUCACAGCCUGUCUGAGAGAUCUCUUCGGACACACCACAGUCCUCAGAGAAAGCCUAGGAGUCCCUCUGACAGAACCCUUAGCAGCCUCUCAGUGAGGGGAUGUCGCAGUCCCUCCCAGAGGAAGGAUGGCAGUCCCUCUAGAAGAACCCCUCAGAGUAUCUCUGACAGGAGCCCACCCAGGCUCUCUAAGGGGAGAGGUCGCAGUCCCUCAGGGAGGAGCCAACCCAGCCCUUCUGGGAGAAGGCCUCGCAGUUCCUCAGGGAGGAGCCCUCGUAGUAGUACCCCUAGUAGCCCUCGAGAGAGAAGGGGACGUAAUCCCUCCCCCAAGGGUUGGCUUGGUCUUUAUGGGAGGAACCAACACAGUCCCCCUUAUCAGAGAUGCUGCAGCCCCUCCAAAAGGAGCCAUCUCAGUCCCAUCCAGAGGACAUGGGCCAGUCCUUCAGAAUGGAGCCAUAGUACUCUCUCUGAGAGACCCCCUUCCAGACGCUCUGGCAGGACAAGGCAAAGUUCUUCUGAAAGAGGCUACCGCAGUCCCUCUAGGUCCAGGCUCCACAGGCCUUCUUCCGGACUCCACCGCAGCCAUUCUCAGAGAACUCACUACAGCCCCUCUGACAGCAGAAGCAGUCAUUCUGAGAGGAGCCGACACUUAGAGAGGAACCAGCAAGGUCACCAUGCGAGACCCCAUCACAGCCCCAAGGGGAGGCUCCGGCACAGUUCCCCUAAGGAGAGACCCAGACAUAGCUGGUCUAAAGAGUUCCUGCAAAUCUUCACCUAGCUGCCCCUUCCUGCUCAGCCACUGCCUGCACCCUCAGCAAUCAAAGAACUAUCUAGGAGGGGAGUGAGAAUGGGUCCGUAAUUUAUUUAAGAUCAAUAAAGGGGUAAUAAUUGAA
Microtus oregoni (creeping vole) is the source of this 16147-nucleotide messenger RNA. RefSeq lists its product as uncharacterized. The record is from RefSeq and is a predicted model, not a curated record. NCBI's taxonomy places the organism in Eukaryota, Metazoa, Chordata, Mammalia, Rodentia, Cricetidae. The coding region runs from base 1060 to 16032 and encodes 4990 amino acids. The transcript has 5 exons.